Messenger RNA from Suillus subaureus, 1445 nucleotides. RefSeq lists its product as uncharacterized. The transcript has a single exon. Bases 134 to 1345 code for a protein of 403 amino acids. NCBI's taxonomy places the organism in Eukaryota, Fungi, Basidiomycota, Agaricomycetes, Boletales, Suillaceae. The record is from RefSeq and is a predicted model, not a curated record.
CAGAACCUACCCUUAGAUCUGGGAUCGUCCAUUGUACGAUGCAGACUGGCGCAUUCUGGCGCGUUAUGCAAAACGCGUCCGCACGCUGACGAUCUCACCUUAUUCAGAGACAUGGCAUAUCCGAGUCAGUAUUAUGCGACUUCUGAAUUGUUUUCUCCUUCCGGGACCCCUUCUUCUGAAUUUCACAAAGUUGAAUUGGCUAUCCAACAAUGAAGAAUACUUUCCUUUUUUACAUUGUUUCUGCGGGCCUAAUCUUAAGACCCUGAGGCUUUCUCCCGUCUGGUGGGAUGUCAGCAAGUGUAUCGCUAUUGCUUCGCUUGCAUCAUCAUGCCCUUCUCUCGAGGAAUUUAUAUGCCCAGACGCAGAUGAAUUUUCAAUACAUGCAAUCAGCGAGGCAAUUUUGGGCUGGAACAAGCUUCGACUGUUGCAGGUCGGUCCUAUGGACAAGCAGGCUUUGGCGCACGCAGCCUCUUUGCAAACGCUUCAAGAGUUGCAUUUCUCUGCUUCAUCAGAUCCUAGAUCCUCCAUGUUGGAAUUUUCCAUUCCCCAUGCUCUGGUAGCAAUUUCAGUCCCUAGACCUUCUUUCUUUCAAGCAUUCAUGCAAAACGCCCAUUUCUCAAUUCAACGCCUGGAAAUUCACUGCUCCCUCUACGAUGACUCCUUCCCCGAACGUUUCUUCUCUCACUUACAAGCGUGCUUGAUACAUCCCGGGGAACUCACACGGCUCGCGCUGACCGUGGACCGGAUAUCAGACGAGGAUGGUAGCAACGAAUCGAUCGUGCUCAACUCUCGCAUGUUACAGCCAGUCCUAUCAUUCAAGGGACUCGACCAUUUAGACCUUGGGCAUUCGUGCACCGCGCAUAUUGAUGAUACCUUUCUCAAGGAGAUGGCCCUGGCUUGUCCACACCUACAGGGACUCUGGUUGGGUGACCAGCAUAACUGGCUCGUUGCUCCGUUGUUGACCUUCGCUGGAGUUACAUCUCUUUUGAAAUACUGUCGCCAGUUGUCUUGUCUCGGCAUUUUCUUUGAUGCCACUUUCAAGAGUGAUACGACGUAUGUGGCCUCGGCCGACGCAGUCAGUCCAAGAAUCACAGAAUUUCUUGUUGGGGCAUCCCCCAUCGGUGAUCCUGUGAAGGUCACAGCAGUACUGUCCUUUCUAUUUCCAAGUGUAACUCACAUAAAUCAUUCCAUUCCCAAUAAAAUCCCCGUCGAGCUUCAGGAAAGGAGGGCAAAUUGGGAAACAGUAAACAUGUGGUUGGAAACAUUUGUCUCGGCCUGGAAGGAAAGUAGGCAACAAGGCUGGUUGGAGGGGAAGGCAGAGGUUAAAGAGGAUACAGUAGCGUAAAUAUCAAUUCAAUCAUUCUUUUUGUAUCUUAUAGCCAGUUCGGUGGUGUUAUAGAUCACCAGAGCCUUCGUAGAAGGGUGUUGAAUAUUCUUUAUGACUG